UUUCAGUGUUCACUUCCCUUCGUAAAGUUACCGCCCAGCACGUGGGAUUCAAAAAGUGGAGGGCCCGGCCACAGAAGCUGUUAGGUUUCUAGAACCUUGAAGGCAGCGUAGUUAGGGUUUAUCCGCAAAAUAGUAGGGAUUGAACAUUUAUCAAACGUUUAAACCCUAGCUAGGGCUUUAGGUCCGUAUUUGAUAAAAGAAAAAGACGGAACUUCUGAAAUCUGUUUCUCUACCAAUUACCAUUCAAUCUUUCGAUUGAAGUUGAGCUCUACAAUCAAACAAUGGCUUUGUUUCAAAUAAUGCGCAAAGCAGGGACCGCCAUUAUUCCAGCGGCAAUGGCUCUCAAAACCUUGAGCCGACAGAGAGCAAUUCAUGCAGCCGUAGGAAGUUCCUUUCAAAGCCGUUGCAGGCUGCAAAUAAGCAUGUGGAAUUCGUCGAUUGAGAGCCGCGCCUCAUUUGCUUCUUUAGCUGUUGCCACAUCAAAAACAGAUGAGAAUCUUAUUAAAGUUCUCGAUAGUGAAAUUCAAUGCGCCGUUGAAUCUGACCCACCUAAUGAGGAUGUGGUAACCCCUGAUACGAUUCCUUUUACUAUUGAAGAUAAACCUGGGGAACAUUCAGUUAUUUUGCGAAGGAAGUAUGGGAAUGAGGAUAUCAAAGUUGAGGUUUUAGGGAUUGGCAUGGUUGAUCAGGAAGGUGAAGAUGAUGAUGAUGACGAUGAGGAAGGAAAAGGCUCACAACAGCCCCAGUUGAACUUCAAUGUGACCAUAUCUAAAGGUGAUGGCCCCUGUUUGGAGUUCAAUUGCUCUGCAUAUCCUGACGAGAUUGUUAUUGAUAUGAUGUCCACUAAGCAGCCAAAAGGCAAUGACGAUGUUCUUGCCUAUGAAGGGCCAGCCUUUACGGACUUGGAUGAGAAUUUGCAGAAGAGCUUUCACAAAUACCUUGAAAUACGAGGUGUCAAGGGAAGUCUAUCAAAUUUCCUCUUGGAAUACAUGAUAAACAAAGACUCCAGGGAGUAUAUUAGAUGGUUGAAAAAUGUGAAGCAAUUUGUUGAGAUGUAGAAUCUAAUUUCAUUUUUAACCUAUUUAAACAUUUUUCCUUCAUAAAAUGAAGAGGAUUUUGUAAUGAACAAUUUUUAAUCCUUCAUCUAGCCAAUUCCUUCAGACUCUGAGGUUGUCUGCCUAUGUAAUUCGGAUUCCUUUUUGUUGGUAUGGACAUUGCCAGUUUGUCACAAGCAGUUUCUCAUUGACAGUUAAUUA
This is a messenger RNA of Cryptomeria japonica (Japanese cedar), 1256 nucleotides long. RefSeq lists its product as uncharacterized. Gene Ontology annotation, cellular component: mitochondrial matrix. The transcript has 3 exons. Bases 282 to 1058 code for a protein of 258 amino acids. The record is from RefSeq and is a predicted model, not a curated record. NCBI's taxonomy places the organism in Eukaryota, Viridiplantae, Streptophyta, Pinopsida, Cupressales, Cupressaceae.